Messenger RNA from Lentinula edodes (shiitake mushroom), 1089 nucleotides. RefSeq lists its product as uncharacterized. The record is from RefSeq and is a predicted model, not a curated record. Bases 1 to 1089 code for a protein of 362 amino acids. Lineage: Eukaryota; Fungi; Basidiomycota; Agaricomycetes; Agaricales; Omphalotaceae. The transcript has 5 exons.
AUGCUCUUUGUCACGUUUCUGUUCAGUUGCGUUUUCUUUUAUUUCCAGUGCCCAGCCUCAACGGCCAUCACACUCGUUAAUGUCACUGUCGACGACCAGUUCGGCGAUCCUUACACUCAUUCUCAAAUCUUAUAUACACCCACUGAAGCCUGGAGCAUUGCACCUGACUGUGAUUAUUGCCCGGACCAUUCAGCUCUAUCUACAAACCAAGCCUAUAAUCGCACAUGGCAUGAAUCGUAUUUUUCUUCCAGCUUAGAUAGUGGGGCGUUGAGACCUGGUACUUCUCGUUAUGCAUCAUUCCAAUUUAUGGGUAAAUGUCAAAUACCCAACAUUCUUGGGACCGCAGUCUAUGUUAUCUGUAUUGUUCCACCUUCGACCAAUAUCACAACUCAGAUGAAUUUCUUCAUAGACGGAGAUGCAGUAGGAUCAUACCCUCCAAUGUCUGCUACUGUAGACGAGUGGCAAUAUGACGUUGUUGUUUACCGCAAUACCUCACUCUCAACGGCGGGUCACCAGUUGCUUAUACAGAGCGGCGAGGAAGAUGGUAAGGACGCCAUCAUAUUACUUGAUUCCAUAAUAUAUACAACACACAAUACUAUUGACUCUUCCAUAGACGGUGUCUCUCACAACAACGCUGCGCCCGGAUCGAAAAGAGUUCCUCUAGCGCCAGUUAUCGGAGGAACGGUUGGCGGUUUUGUCCUGAUUUUGCUAUGCGGGGUGUUUUUCUUUCUCCACCAACGCAGACAAAAAUCCCUUCCUGCAGCUGUCGAAACUGCCAGCCCCCCUUGGAAGAGGUUGCUAAGUCCUUUCAACAAACACUCACAAAAAACACAUAUGUCGCUAGAUACUCCGGCAUUAACACGCCCAGUGGUCCCGCAUUCGAGUUCCAGCUCUCAGAACGAUCGUCGUAUCCAGUCUAUCUUGGCAUGGCAGAAGAACACACAGCAAGGGACUAGGGCACUUGAUCUUGCACCGCCGGACAUGUCUGAAGAACUGUCCAGUUAUUAUGAGGAUGCCACCACGACAGAAAGUCGACGAGUACGCACACCACCACCCCCACCAAGGCGAUACAUUAUCACAAACAAAUGA